AUGUCUUCAAUUUCUUUUACUUCAAGCAAUAAACUAAGUCGUGAAGAUUAUCGUCGUCAAAAAGAUCUUGAAGCUGCAAGAAAAGCUGGGACAGCUCCUGCAGAGCAAGAUGAAGAAGGCAAAGACAUUAAUCCUCACAUUCCACAGUACAUCGCAAAAGCACCGUGGUAUCUCGAUACAGGUCGACCUUCCUUAAAACAUCAGAGAGUUCAACAAGAAGAAGCGGAAACAAUAAAUGAUAAAUGGUACGCUCGUGGACUUCGUGCUGGUCCUGCAGCAACUAAAUUUCGUAAAGGGGCUUGUGAGAAUUGUGGAGCAAAGACACAUAAAACAAGAGAUUGUAUGGAUCGACCAAGGAAAACUGGUGCAAAAUGGACCGGUAAAGAUAUAAAACCUGAUGAAAUCAUUCAGGAUAUUGAAUUAGAUUAUGACUCAAAAAGAGAUCGAUGGAAUGGUUAUGACCCGUCCGAACAUUCUAAAAUUUAUGAAGAAUAUGAAAAGAUUGAAGAAGCUCGUCGCAAAAUGAAAGCUAACGAACUUGAUAAACAAAGUACCAUAGAAUUAGUAAAAAAGACUGGUGAACGUCAGAAAGUUAAUACAAAGACGAGAACGACUAUCAGAAAUUUAAGAAUUCGUGAGGAUACCGCUAAAUAUUUAAGAAAUUUGGAUAUCGAUUCCGCAUAUUAUGAUCCCAAAACUCGUUCUAUGCGUGAUAAUCCGAAUAGAGAAGUGGAAGAAUCUGAAGCAUAUUAUGCAGGGGAUAACUUUGUUAGAUAUACAGGAGAUGCACCCAAGAUGGCCAAUCUUCAACUCUUUGCUUGGCAAGCAUAUGAUAAGGGAACGGAUGUGCAUUUACAGGCCAAUCCUACUCAAGGUGAGCUUUUACAUCGUGAGUAUCUCCAGAAGAAAGAGAAACUUAAAGAUACAAGCAAAGAUUCAAUAUUGGCCAAGUAUGGCGGCGAAGAACAUUUGGAUGCUCCUCCCAAAGAGCUGCUUUUGGCUCAAACAGAAACAUAUGUGGAAUAUUCAAGAACUGGUAGAGUGAUAAAAGGUCAAGAGAGAGCCAAGGCCAAAUCCAAAUAUGAGGAAGAUGUUUACAUAAAUAACCACACAUCAGUUUGGGGAUCAUCUUGGGCUGACGGUCAAUGGGGAUACAAGUGUUGUCGUUCUUUUAUCAAAAAUUCGUACUGUACCGGUUCGAUUGGAAUCGAGGUAGCAAAUUCGUCAAAUCCGUUGGCAAGUUCUAGCACCAAUAAUUCAGCAUCAACUACUGCUAAUAAAGAAUUAUCAACUUCAAAGAAAACUCUUGUUGAGUUGUAUAAUGAGAGAAACAAGAAUACUAAAUCCAAUAAUACAGACAAUGAUGUUAAUAAACAUCUUAAACGCAAAGAUCUUGGAGAAGGAGAAAUCAAACUGGAUUCAAAGAAAUUAAAGAAGGCACUAGAUAAUGAAGAAAAACGUUAUAAAUUAAAAGAUGAAGAAGUAGAAAUGAAUGAUCGAAAACGUCCUUAUAAUAGUGCAUACAUGGGCAAAAAUGUAUCUACUGAGGCCGAAGUUACUGAAGAAGAUUUGGAAGCAUAUAGGCUUAAAAAACAAUCGUAA
Molecule: messenger RNA, 1602 nt
Organism: Funneliformis caledonium
Lineage: Eukaryota; Fungi; Glomeromycota; Glomeromycetes; Glomerales; Glomeraceae
Source: the annotation of a GenBank genome assembly